Diaporthe batatas is the source of this 6144-nucleotide messenger RNA. RefSeq lists its product as uncharacterized. The transcript is spliced from 3 exons. The record is from RefSeq and is a predicted model, not a curated record. Lineage: Eukaryota; Fungi; Ascomycota; Sordariomycetes; Diaporthales; Diaporthaceae. Gene Ontology annotation, cellular component: phagophore assembly site; extrinsic component of membrane. Bases 1 to 6144 code for a protein of 2047 amino acids. Gene Ontology annotation, biological process: reticulophagy; autophagosome assembly; autophagy of mitochondrion. Gene Ontology annotation, molecular function: phosphatidylinositol-3-phosphate binding.
AUGGCUGCCUUCUUCCAGUCCUUCCGUAGCUCCGCCAUGCCCAAGCGGCUGCUGCGCUAUGCUAUGGCAAGGCUGGACAUAUUCGAGGACGAUGCUCUUGAUCUAGACAACCUCGAUGCCGCCCUCGGCCUCAGGAAUACCUUCGAGUUCAAAGACGUCGGUCUCAAAGUCGAGAAAAUAAGAAAGCACCUCAGCCUGCCCUCCGAGUACCGAAUAAAGAAUGCAAAGGUCUCUCGUCUACAAGUAACCAUUCCUCUCGAUCUGUACUCUAGUUCCAUCCAGGUCGCCGCGUCCGGUGUUCGUAUAGCCUUGGUAGUUUCAACUCGAGACCAGCUUGCUGGGAAAUCCAAGAAGGAUGAGGCGCCCAACACGAGCCCCGAUGCUGUGCCCACGGCCGCGGACCUGGCUCAGUCGUUCCUUGAGACCCAGCCACUAAAAGAGAAGAAGGCACUGGAGGAAGCCCUGGCUUCCGAGAAGACCGACCUGGGUGCGUCCGUGGCGUCGAGCGAGGACAGCAGCGAGGAGGACUCGGCAUACGGCACUGGGCAGGGGCUGUCCUUGCCGGCUUUCUUGACAGACUUCCUUCAGGGGGUUCUCGACCGUGUGGAGGUCGAUAUCAGGGAUGUUGCCCUCCAGCUUGUAGUUGAUGUUCCUGUGGACCACAAAACCACGGCGACCGAGACCGUCACUUUUCAGGUCACGCUUGACGAGCUCGAGGUCGAGGGUGUUACGUCGCAGGUUCGACAAGAUGGAGCGAGCACGCGCAUCGUACCUAAAGAUGGCAAGCGCCAUAUAUCACUCAGCACGAUUCGCGCUUCCCUGAUUUCGGAGGCCGAUUCCUUGUUCAGCCUGACGAGGUCGCCUUCUAUGACUUCCGCUGCGUCGAGGUCUCCACUCAUGAGCGCAAAGAACCCGCCAUCCAGCCUAGAGUCCCAAAAGGCCGGAAACUUUCGCGGGGGCGUAUUCGACUCGUCCAGUCAGGAUCUAUCCUCGAGCCAAGAAAUAGUACACGACAGUGAGGAGGCCUUCAACAUACCCUAUGAACUGGAGGACUCUGGCAGCCUAGCCGGCGAAGACCAACAACCUACGUCAUCUUUAUCAACUCCGAGGGCCUCCAUCUACCAUGACUUCGGCGGUCAGCCUGAAGAUGCAUCCGGGACUGUGCUUGAGAACGCAGAGGAACCAUCCUUUUGGCCGUCCACGUCAAAUGACCUGGAGAGUGACCAAGCGGGGCGUAUUGUGGGUUCGUAUCUCGAGAAUUCCACCUCGUCUGAUUCUGCAAGCGAUGAUUCCGGGGCUCAGCCUCCCGAUGAUCUCGCCCAAUCACAGUUUUUCAGCCAUGAAGAGGCUGAGAGCAUGUAUAUGAGCGCCUUUUCGCACGGCGAGUCUCAACACAGGAGUGCUUCGAUCCCAGGUGCAUGGGAUUCCAAUCUCUCCAGCCCCGAGGCCUUUCCAGGCUCUAAAGGUGACAAAUCGCCACGGCCAGAUGGUUAUCUGGGCCACUCGGAGGGAAGGAGUAGAGAGCGGGACUUACCACCGGCCGAGGUUGAGGAACCAUCAACACCGAUCCACUCAUCACAGCAGCCAGACUUACCGGCCGAGGAUGAUCCACGCGUGGCACAGGAUGCAGCUAACGAGCCUAGUUCCGCCGCCAUGGCAGAAGAAACUGAGAUUGGGCGUCCGAACCACAUACUCAGGGAGAUAUUUUCUCUUGCGUCAGUCUCCGUGUACUUACCGACUAGACAUAAGCACAUCCAAGUCUCUAGUGCUGGCGAGUCGUCACAAUUGGCCAACUCUACCUAUCCAAAUGUCCCGGGCGCUUUCUCUGUCUAUUCCACGGCCACAGGCCCUGCAUCGUUGCAACUCGAAUCGGAGCCAGAGCCCACAAAGACAGAUGCUGAGGAUCAAGAUGGGUCAAUUGAGAUUGAUAUAACACCACUGGAAAUCCGGUUCGAUACUUCCGUCGGCUUCCUAUUGGCAAUGAUUGCUCGUCAGCUCCUGGAGACGUUCAAAGUGCCGCAGAAACCAUCGGGAAAGCCUGACGAUGCACCCACGGGAGGAAAUGGCUCGCCAAGAUCGGACAUCAAACUGUCGGUACAAAAGGUGUCCAUUCUAUUUCUUGAGAAGAUUUUCGGCGUUCAGGUCAUGGCAGCAACAACUUCAAGCCCGGGGACGCCAGUCUACGGGGCCGAGACUCUACUGAGAACCGACGUGGAGCACCUGCAAGCAACCUUGUCUCAAACGGACUCUGCGAAGGAAAUUCUGGUGAACAUCAACAAGUUCCGGUUUGGCUACCAAGACAACGAUAUACUGUCUUUCGACCAAGAAGCGCAAAUGCGAACCUCAGUGAGAGACGUGUUUCCGGAGGCUGGCGCGGAUGUCUCUGUGAAGAUGUCAAUGACCGAGGAAAGCAACCGCGUUGAAGUAAAUACGCUACCGCUGCGCGUACAUGUGGACCUACAACGGUUAGAUGAGACAUUCACCUGGUUUGGUGGGCUCAGUGGCUUCCUUCAGAUGAGCUCUUCGAUGACCUCAAGUGGCUCACACGGGAAACCGAAGGCCAAGCCUGGGAAGCCGAGAGGGGUGCGAUUCGACAUACCAUCCCAGCCGGAAAGCGCGGCCGCGGUAUCUGAAAGUAAAGUUGACGUACGAAUCGGUGGCUUGCAGAUAGAUUUGGACGGUAGGAAGUGUGGCGUUCGUGUUCGGACGACAGCGGUGAAGGUGGUGAGUCGAGGUGGCAUUAUUGGGGUCGGAAUAAGCAAAAUCAACGCAACAGGGCCGCAUGCAGAGCGUUUCAAUGGUGCACCGCCAGUUGCGAUCACGCUGUCGAACACGCGUAUCGACUAUCUUGUUACUCCACGCGAAAAUGACCUGGACCGACUCCUUGCCCUGAUUACCCCAUCAAAGGGCCACUUUGACGACAAUGAGGACGAGAUCAUGGUGGACACGCUCCUGAGGCAGCGAAGAAAAGGCUCUGUCUUGAAGUUGACCUUGGACGACCUACAAGCACACGUCACAAAGAUGCAGCAGCUCGACUGCAUCCCUUCUCUGGCAGAUGAGCUUGCUCGUCUUGGAACUGUGGCUAAAUACCUUCCAGAGGACGACCGGCCUGGCUUACUGACACUUGGCCUAGUUCAUAACAUCGACGCUUUGGUGGAUGUAGGCGGCAGGGUUGGGAAGCUGAACGCGCACCUGACAGGGCUUGAGCUGGCCCAUAUCGCGUUCCCCUCGCUGGCUGCCUUCGGUGUCAACACCGUCAAAGUCGACAGAAACAGUAUGGAGGAGCUUGUCGGUUCAACUAUAGACCUAAGGACUGGACUUCUCGCCCAAUCACCCGUCCUUAUGGUACGAGUGAUAGGUGACGAAAUGGAGCCUGCGAUCAAGGUCAGGAUGCGGAACAUAAAUUUCGAGUACCGCGUCCCCACAAUCAUGGACGCCUUGGGCCUGUCUUCUGAGACAACUCCACAGGAAUUCGACGCAAUGUUGGCAGCAUCCGUAGCCAACCUUGGAGAGCAGGCGCAUACCGCACUGGUUGGAAACCCACCCUCGCCGUCGCCGCGGUCGCCUCGGGGCCAGUCUGCGAAACCAACAAUUGUCAAUGUCGCUUUCCGUGACUGCUUGCUAGGACUAAAUCCUUUGGCACUGACAUCCAAGCUGAACGUGGUUCUCCAAGAUGCACACGUUGAGGUUGCCUUACCGGCGGGCGAUGAUGUGAGCGCAGUUGCAAACCUGAAGAAGGCCGCCAUUCUCCUAGUCGAUGAUGUUUCCUUGCUCGAAUCCUCGGAGGAAGCAACUCCGCCCCGGCACCGCGGUUCAGAUGUCCAGAGACAGACGGACAUGGUUUCUAGGCUAUGCUCUGAAGGCUACGUGAAUAUUUGUCAGAUCUCUUCUGCGAGAGCCACGGUUGAAGCCACGGCAGGUCCCACCGGAGAUAUGCACAUAGACGUUGAGCUCCGAGACGAUCUUCUGGUGCUGGAGACUUGCGCGGACUCUACUCAUACCUUGAUUGCACUUACGGGUGCUUUGAAGCCACCGACUCCGCCGAGCAGGGAGGUGAAGUUCAAGACCGAGGUUAUUCCCAUGCACGACAUGUUGGCAUCUAUCACAGCCGAUGCUUUCGGCAGGGCGGAAGGGGACUACAAUUUCGACGAUGACUUCGCCAUUGCCCAGGAGCUGGGUGGUGGGGACGACAUGUCGGAUGGGGAGAUUGUAGGCUCGAGUCCCCUCGAGGUCGAGCCGAAGUACUUCUCCAGCCAGCCCCGUGUUGCUGAAAGCAUCUACGAUGCCACCUCUUCGUCCCUGGUAUCUGGCCCCAGCGGUGCUCAGAACAUGGCCGUGGAUGCAUUCUCCUCACAGCCGGACUCGCUUGCCCCCAGCGAGGACUUUGGCUCAACCUCAGAGAUCGAGAUCGACGAGAACUACUUUGGACAAGAUCCGACUGCACACGGAGAUGCUCAUCACUGGAACUCAGCCAAGAACAGGUACGAUGAGGUGAAGAAAUCCAGGGCGCCCAAAAAUCCUCUCAAUGUCAGAGUGCGAGAGGUCCACGUCAUAUGGAAUCUUUUUGACGGCUAUGACUGGAAACACACCCGCGAGGCCAUCACGAAAACAGUGGAAGAAGUGGAGUCCAAGGCUUAUGAGCGCCGCUCCCGAGCUGGUCGGAGGUCCCAGGACGAGGCGGACUUCGACGAUCAGGAUGUUAUUGGUGAUUGCCUGUUCAAUUCCAUCUACGUCAGCAUCCCGGCGAACCACGAUCCUCGUGAGCUAGUCGGAGGUAUCAACCAUCAAUUGGACGAUGCGGAGUCGGUCGCGGCCACCUCGGUCACAACGACCACAACCCGAACGGUCCCUGGCCAAUUUCGGUCCAGGGCUAAGAAGUUGCGCCUAAACAGAAGCAGACGCCACAAGAUCACUUUUGAGUUACAGGGUGUCAAUGUGGACCUCGUCAAGUUACCACCCGGCUCGGGUGAAACCGACACCUCCAUUGAUGUCCGUGUCCAGAACCUAGUCGUUUUCGACCACGUCCCGACCUCGACGUGGAAGAAGUUUGCUGCGUACGACUUGGACGCUGGCGAGCGCGAACUUGGGGCGAGUAUGGUGCACCUCGAGAUUCUCCUGGUCAAACCGGUUCCCGAACUAGCAGCUGUCGAAUUCGUACUCAGGGCCAACGUCCUUCCGCUGCGCCUACAUGUUGACCAGGAUGCGCUUGAAUUCAUCGAGCGUUUCUUCCAGUUCAAGGAUGAAUCACAGAUGCCAUCUGACCCAUCCCCAAGCGAUGAAGCAUUCAUCCAACGCGCCGAGAUCAAUGCUAUACCCGUCACACUGGACUUCAAGCCCAAGAGAGUGGACUACGCGGGCCUGCGGGGCGGCCGGACGUCGGAGUUCAUGAAUUUCGUGAUUCUAGAAAGGGCCCGCAUGACGCUGCGGCACACCAUUGUCUACGGCACCACCGGGUGGGAGCGCCUGGGCAACACACUCAACGACAUAUGGACACCUGAUGUGAAGCGCACGCAAUUGGCGAGCGUGCUAGCUGGCGUGGCCCCGGUCCGCCAUUUGGUCAACGUGGGAAGCGGCUUCCGUGACCUCAUCGAGAUCCCCAUCAAAGAAUACAAGAAGGACGGGCGUAUCGUCCGCAGCAUCGGCAAAGGCGCGGCAGCUUUUGCUCGCACGACGGGGACAGAAAUUGUCAAGUUGGGCGCCAAGGUGGCGGUCGGCACCCAAUACGUUCUCCAAGGUGCAGAGGACAUGCUAACCAAGCCUUCGGCCGGAGGCAGCUCAAGCACUGGUGAGACGGCGGCGCUUCAGACCGGAUGGGAGGAAGAGGACAUGGAGCCAGACGAGAAGAAGCAGAUUUCCCUGUACGCGGACCAGCCCACAGGCGUCGUCCAAGGCCUACGACAUGCCUACAGCAGCCUUGCUCGGGAUCUUAACGUGGCCAGGGAUGCUGUCAUCGCAGUCCCGGGCGAGCUGAUGGAGAGGGGCGCGGCGAGAACUGUGAUGAGCAGAGCGCCGACCAUUAUCUUUCGCCCAGCUAUUGGAGCAACUAGAGCUGUUGGUCAGGCCCUCAUGGGGGCGACCAAUGCUUUGGACCCGGAGAAUCUCAGAAGGGCAGAAGACAAAUACAAGCCCGGGCCUGGAGCAUAA